Tachyglossus aculeatus (Australian echidna) is the source of this 1775-nucleotide messenger RNA. It is a transcript of the gene ERGIC3, whose product is annotated as ERGIC and golgi 3. Gene Ontology annotation, cellular component: Golgi membrane; COPII-coated ER to Golgi transport vesicle; endoplasmic reticulum membrane. Lineage: Eukaryota; Metazoa; Chordata; Mammalia; Monotremata; Tachyglossidae. Gene Ontology annotation, biological process: retrograde vesicle-mediated transport, Golgi to endoplasmic reticulum; endoplasmic reticulum to Golgi vesicle-mediated transport. The coding region runs from base 11 to 1186 and encodes 391 amino acids. The record is from RefSeq and is a predicted model, not a curated record. The transcript is spliced from 14 exons.
CCUGCCGGGCAUGGCGGCCAUGGAGGCCUUGGGGAAGCUGAAGCAGUUCGAUGCCUAUCCGAAGACCCUGGAGGACUUCCGGGUCAAGACCUGUGGAGGGGCCACGGUGACCAUCAUCAGCGGUCUCCUCAUGCUGCUGCUCUUCUUCUCCGAGCUCCAGUACUACCUCACCACCGAGGUGCACCCAGAGCUGUACGUGGACAAGUCCCGGGGAGAUAAGCUGAAGAUCAACAUUGACGUCGUCUUUCCGCAUAUGCCGUGCGCCUACCUGAGCAUCGACGCCAUGGAUGUAGCCGGGGAACAGCAGCUGGAUGUGGAGCACAAUCUGUUCAAGCAGCGGCUGGACAAGGACGGCCAGCCCGUGACCACCGAGGCCGAGCGCCACGAGCUGGGCAAAGAAGAAGAGCAGAUAUUCGAGCCCAACUCCCUGGACCCCGACCGCUGCGAGAGUUGCUACGGGGCCGAGUCGGAGGACAUCAGGUGCUGUAACACGUGCGAGGACGUGCGGGAGGCUUACCGGCGCCGCGGCUGGGCCUUCAAGAACCCGGAUACCAUCGAGCAGUGCAAGCGCGAGGGCUUCAGCCAGAAGAUGCAGGAGCAGAAGAACGAGGGCUGCCAGGUGUACGGCUUCCUGGAGGUCAACAAGGUGGCCGGAAACUUCCACUUCGCACCUGGGAAGAGCUUCCAGCAGUCCCAUGUCCACGUCCACGCCGUGGAGAUCCAUGACCUGCAGAGCUUUGGCCUCGACAACAUCAACAUGACUCAUUACAUCAAGCACCUGUCGUUUGGCGAGGACUACCCCGGGAUCGUGAACCCCCUGGAUGGCACGGACGUCUCCGCCCCCCAAGCGUCCAUGAUGUUCCAGUACUUCGUGAAGGUCGUGCCCACGGUGUACAUGAAGGUGGACGGGCAGGUCGUGCGGACAAACCAGUUCUCGGUGACGCGGCACGAGAAAGUGGCCAACGGGCUGAUCGGGGACCAGGGGCUGCCCGGAGUCUUCGUGCUGUACGAGCUGUCGCCCAUGAUGGUCAAGCUGACCGAGAAGCACAGAUCCUUCACCCACUUCCUCACUGGCGUCUGCGCCAUCAUCGGGGGCGUGUUUACAGUGGCCGGCCUCGUGGACUCGCUCAUCUACCACUCAGCCCGAGCCAUCCAGAAGAAGAUCGAGCUGGGAAAGGCGUCGUAGCUUGGGACCCGACCGGACCCCCCGGCCACCGGGAUGCCCCGGGCCCAGAGGGACUGCGCCCGGCCCUGGGGGCACUGGCCCCGCGGCCCCCACCGGCAGCUGGCCUGCAUUCAGACGGGCUUGUGGGCGGCCCAGCAGCUGGGCUCUUGCUGGGCAGCCUCUCCUCACAUCCUGCCCUCCCCCCCAAAAAUUGGCCACCACGGAGUGUGUGUGUGAGUGCAUGUGUGUAUGUGUGUGUACAGUUUCCCCCUCCUUGCCCCAGCGACCCUGUCCUGCUUCCCAAUCUCGUUCUCCCAGCAGACUCCCGUUCCCAGCCGCAGCCCCGUUCAUCCCGCCCCCAUUUUUCUGUCCCUGCUCCUCCAGCUCGUGCUGGCUAGGCCAAGGCUGGGGGAGUCUGGGAAAGACCACCCCUCCCGGGCCGCCGAGCCCCGUCCCCUGCCCCUUCCCUCCGACCUCGGACGCGGAGACAUUGCCCUGGAGGAUGACCGUGAUGCCGCUGUGGCUGAUGAUGUUGAUGACGACGACGAUGACGAUGAGAAGCUUUCAUUAAACAGAUCCGGACCACCUGUUGGAGGAGUGGCAGUGGUGA